AUGGGGCAUCACAUAAUGCGAAGGUUGGACGAUGCAAACCAAUCAUACGUUCCUGAGGGUAUUAUUGGGGAUAUGGAACGUGAGUUUGGUGUACGGAUUACCUACAACAAAGCGUGGAGGGCUAAAGAGAAGAGACUUCGAUUUCUUCGUGGUACACUCGGAGAAAGUUUCCAGAAAUUGCCAUCAUAUUAUCACAUGUUAACCGAUAAAAAUCCAAGAACUAUUGCACACAUUGAACUCGACUUGAAUAAUAGGUUCUUGUACUUCUUCUUAGCGUUCAGGCCUAGUGUACGUGGUUUUCGAGAAUACAUGAGGCCAGUAAUUUGUGUUGAUGGAAGUCAUUUGAAGGGCCAAUAUAAGGGAACACUACUAGUGGCUGCAGCACAAGAUGCUAACCUACAAAUAUAUCCUCUUGCGUGGAGUGUUGUCGAUGGGGAAACAAAUGUAUCGUGGUAUUGGUUCUUUGCAAAGUUGAAAGAUGUCGUUGAUGAUUCAAACCAGCUAGUGUUUGUGUCGGACAGGAAGAAGAGUAUUAAGCGGGCAAUUAUGAGGUUGUUCCCACUUUCUCACCACGGUGCCUGCAUCUGGCAUAUCGAGAAAAAUCUUAUUGCUAGGUAUAGCAGUAGCAAUGUCAUCUUCUUAUUCAAGCGGGCAGUUCUAGCAUACCGUGUAUCGAAAUUUGAUCAGUUCAUGACACAGAGAAGAACCAUUCGACCCUCAAUGGCAUCUUACUUGGAACGUGCCAGUAUAUCCACCUGGUCACGGGCACAUUUUGUUGGUAAUCGGUACAACGUUAUGACGAAUAACAUUGCGGAGUCACUGAAUUCAGUCCUAAGGCGAUAA
Molecule: messenger RNA, 843 nt
Organism: Olea europaea var. sylvestris
Lineage: Eukaryota; Viridiplantae; Streptophyta; Magnoliopsida; Lamiales; Oleaceae
Exons: 1
Coding region: 1-843 (280 amino acids)
Source: RefSeq, a predicted model, not a curated record